Molecule: messenger RNA, 855 nt
Organism: Cryphonectria parasitica EP155
Lineage: Eukaryota; Fungi; Ascomycota; Sordariomycetes; Diaporthales; Cryphonectriaceae
Exons: 2
Coding region: 1-855 (284 amino acids)
Source: RefSeq, a predicted model, not a curated record
AUGUCGAAGCUGGCUCCCGCGCUCAAGGAGCUCGUCAAUGCUCCUUUCUCCCGUCCAGGCCCUGCCAAGGCCCCAGCAGGCAUAGGAAAGCUGUACGAGAGGAUAGCAGGCGAGGCACAGGCCCAGAGCCUGGGCCCAAGACCGUGGAUCGUCUUAUCCGCCGCGGCAACCUUCACGCUCAACUCCCCCGACUCCCUUGCCAUCCUCCACAACGUCGCCUCCUCCUCGACCGCCCAGACUUACCGUGCCCUCCCGCCCGCCCCGGCGGCCGAGCUGAUUCGAGAGGUCGGCCUGAAGUGCAUCUCCUUCAACGGCAUCCCACGCUCCAUCAACUGCCUCGGUGCCUUCCGCGCCUCUCUACCGCAAGACGUCCAGUCCGCCCUCGAGACCAAGCCCUCCCGCGAGCUGACGCCGGCCAACCUGGCCCAGCGCAAGGCGACGGGCCUGGGACUGUGGACGUCCGUCUACGACCCCUUCGAGACGAAGCUGAUCGCCAAGCUGGCGGACAGCCACCCAGACCUGCCUGUGCACAUCCUGGGCAGCCACUACGCGCCGCUGCUGAGCAACCCGGAGGGCGUCAACAGGGGCGGGCUGGCGGACGUGGGCCGGGUGCUGACGAGCCUGGUGGCGAUUGCGUGUCUGCGCGCGCAGACGGGGGUGGGGCCGCAGGUGCUGAGCCAUGUGUUUGGCCUGCGCAAGGCGGUGGACCAGGGGUAUCAUGAGAGGGAGGCCGAGAGCCCUGAGGAGGCGCAGGGGCUGGCGUGGCUUUCUGGGGACGAGGGGAGCGAGUGGCUGCUGAAGAGUGUGGAUAGUAUUGUGGAAGCGGUGGGACAGAACUUUGCUAGCAAGUUGUAG